CUCCUCCUAUUGGCUCUCCUUCUCCUAACGUGUCAGUGGAGUCCGGAUGGUGACAAUAAUCCUGGAUAUAAUAAAUAUAAUGAAGUCGUAACAUCUUGGAGGAGCUUUCGUUUUGAGAAGUUUAAGAAACAAUGGCGAACAUACAGAACCUCCCAAUCGACAUACAGACCAGCAAGCUUUUAGACUGGCUGCUGGAUCGACGUCACUGUAAUCUGAAAUGGCAAACUGCAGUGAAAGAAAUCAGAGAGAAGAUCAAUGCUGCCAUCCAGGACAUGCCCGAGAACGAGGAGAUCAAGCAGCUUCUCUCCGGCUCCUACAUUCACUACUUCCACUGCUUGAGGAUAGUGGAGAUACUGAAGGGAACCGAGGCUUCCUCCAAGAACAUCUUCGGCAGAUAUUCAUCUCAGAGGAUGAAGGACUGGCAAGAGAUUGUGGCCCUUUAUGAGAUGGAUAAUAUCUAUUUGGCGGAGGUGGCCAGUUUGCUGAGUCGCAAUGUGAGCUACGAGGGCCCGGCCCUCAGGAAGCAGCUGGCCAAAGCCCAGCAGCUGCAGCAGGAGCUGAGCAGGCGGGAGACGGAGUGCCAGAGCUCAGCCGCCGACCUGAGGGAGCGCUACUAUGCUGCCUGCAAACAGUACGGCAUCACGGGAGAAAAUGUGGCUCGAGAGCUUCAGGCUCUGGUCAAAGAUUUACCAGCGGUUCUUGAGGAAGUCGGGAAAGAUGCAUCGAAGUUAGAGGAGCAUAUCAAACUUUACACUGCUUUCACAAACUUCGUAUGUGACUGGUCUGAACCGGUGCUACCCAUGCUGACGUUCGCCCAGAAGAGAGGAAACACAACGUUUUACGAGUGGAGAAUGGGGAUCCCCACAGUUAUUGAGAGGCCAGAUGUAGAGGAAGCACCUCCUGAUACACUCACAGAGGAUUCAAUCGACUGGGGGAACUUUGGUAACAGCGCAGACACUCAGGGUGUCAAUUCUGUCAUCACAGUUGAGGAUGGAAUAGACUGGGGCAUCAGUCUGGAGCCGAGCUCUGAGGACACUGGUGCUGGUGGUAUUGACUGGGGUGACAGUGAAGCAGCUCCCAUAGAAAUUGAAAUUGUGGACGCCGGCGCAGACUGUCCUGAGGGCGUCGCAAGAGGUGAGGAUGCUUUAAGUGUUCUGGAGAACUCUCAGUCACGCGGCCAGUUCAUCGAUGAGCUAACCGAGCUGGAAACGUUCUUAACGCAGCGCAUAAGCGAGAUGGGAGAGGAGGGUGACGUGGUAGCGAUGAGCCAGUUCCAGAUGGCCCCCUCUGUCAUCCAAGGCCAGUCCCGUGAACAUGUCCGGGAGAUGCUCUCUGAGGUGCAGGACCUUCUGGGCCGCCUCACCUCCCUCCGGAUGCAGCACCUGUUCAUGAUCCAGGCCUCGCCGCGGUAUGUCGAGCGUGUGUCAGAGGUGCUGAGGCAGAAGCUGAAGCAGGCGGACAUUCUGGUUCUGAAAGGAGCCACGAUGGUUGAGAAGAGACAGGAAGCCCUGGAGGAGCAGUCCAGACUGGAGCCUCGUGUGGACCUGCUGGCAGGAUGCACCCGGGAACUCCAGAAAAUGAUUGAAGCCGACAUUUCAAAGCGAUACCACAAAAGGCCUGUCAACCUAAUGGGGGUUAAUAUAUAGUAAAAAUCACAGACGUCACAAUAAAAGUGGUAUUUAUGUUAAAGUCUUGUGUGUUCUUUACAUUUUCUGGAUUAAGAAUGGGUGAGAAACAUUUGACAUGUGCGUAUGCUUGUAAAAUUAAUUGAAACUUAUCCACUGUAUGCUUGGUUAAACUUUUUUUACUUCAUAGAAUUUUUUAUUUUAAUUAAUAUAAUUUUCUUACUUAAUUGGAAUAUGUAUCAUAUAAAGAGUGCAUUGCACUGUUUUUAUAUAUAAAACAAGUAACUGUAUAUUGAAUGAAGUAAGUCAAUAAAUAUGAACACAUGUUAAGGGUGGAUUCAAAUAAAGCGAGUGCAUAUAAGGGAUACAUAUCCUGCUAAACAUGCAAAACAAUGUGAAUCAUACCUCCACAUUUCUUAUUGUAACAAUGUAAUAAUGACUAAUUUAAAAUAUGGGAAAGAUUUAGAAAACCUGCACUAAUAAGUUUGGCAAUAACUUCACAAUGUUUAAAAUAACAUUCCUGGCUUCUAACUUUAUUACAUGAUUUGUUUGAAAAAAAUCCUCCAGAUUUCUAGAGAUUGCAGACGUCUUUCAUAUCAUAUAAUCAUAAAACCUUUGUAAAAUGGUGGGAUGUACUUCUCUGAAUUUGUUUGGAAUAAAAGAA
This is a messenger RNA of Anoplopoma fimbria (sablefish), 2289 nucleotides long. RefSeq names its product CDK5 regulatory subunit associated protein 3 (gene cdk5rap3). NCBI's taxonomy places the organism in Eukaryota, Metazoa, Chordata, Actinopteri, Perciformes, Anoplopomatidae. Gene Ontology annotation, cellular component: endomembrane system. Gene Ontology annotation, biological process: regulation of mitotic cell cycle; regulation of cyclin-dependent protein serine/threonine kinase activity. The record is from RefSeq and is a predicted model, not a curated record.